AUGGAUGACUGGAAAAGCGUCUUCCAGUCGAAGACAUUCACAUUAAUCGUCAGCCCCGAGAAGCAGGAGUUCGUGGUUCACUCUGAAUCCAUCACUAAGCUCUCACCGUACUUCAACACCCUGAUCAAUGGGGAAAUGGCAGAAGCGAGGAAGGGCGAGGUGGUUGGGGAUGAUACGGACAUGAUGACCUUCGGUUGCCUCAUUAAAGUCGCGUAUUAUGGCGAUUAA
Pseudomassariella vexata is the source of this 228-nucleotide messenger RNA. RefSeq lists its product as uncharacterized. The coding region runs from base 1 to 228 and encodes 75 amino acids. Gene Ontology annotation, molecular function: protein binding. The transcript is spliced from 2 exons. The record is from RefSeq and is a predicted model, not a curated record. NCBI's taxonomy places the organism in Eukaryota, Fungi, Ascomycota, Sordariomycetes, Amphisphaeriales, Pseudomassariaceae.